AUGUCUAGGAUAGAAGGUCUGACGUUUGAUGCGAAGUCGGAGAGAGAGCUAGACAAGAUUAUCGAUGACGUCGCUUUGAGAAUAGAUACAGAACGACCAAGCGAAAAGCCGUCUGUUCUUAGUCGCAAAAAGCAGUCCGCCAAGCACUCCCCUGGUCUGUCGUAG
Gregarina niphandrodes is the source of this 165-nucleotide messenger RNA. RefSeq lists its product as hypothetical. The transcript has 2 exons. The record is from RefSeq and is a predicted model, not a curated record. NCBI's taxonomy places the organism in Eukaryota, Apicomplexa, Conoidasida, Eugregarinorida, Gregarinidae. The coding region runs from base 1 to 165 and encodes 54 amino acids.